Molecule: messenger RNA, 1722 nt
Organism: Nematocida ausubeli
Lineage: Eukaryota; Fungi; Microsporidia
Exons: 1
Coding region: 1-1722 (573 amino acids)
Biological process (GO): DNA catabolic process; double-strand break repair via break-induced replication; resolution of meiotic recombination intermediates
Cellular component (GO): Holliday junction resolvase complex; nucleus
Molecular function (GO): DNA binding; 3'-flap endonuclease activity; crossover junction DNA endonuclease activity
Source: RefSeq, a predicted model, not a curated record
AUGGCAGCAGGAAAAGAAACACCAAACUAUAAGGAUAGAGUGGCAGCCACACUCAGCAAACUGAUAGAAAAGGAGAGAGUCUACUCCAAGGUAUCAGGCGUGACAUUUGGAUUCAUUAGGUACAAGCGCGCUGCCAAAGAGCUUCUUCUCUAUGAUGGAAGAAUGGAGAGUGCUGCAGAUCUCUGUAAUGUAAAACAUAUUGGAAAAAGCAUAGCAGAUAAAAUUGCGAAAGAAUUGGAGGAUUUCUCUAUCCCGCCUGCCAAGCAGUCUUUCCAUGGUAAUAAUGAGGACGAGCCUAUUGUUAUCUCAGACCACUCAAGUAUCCUGGAGAAUCCAUGCGAUACGCCCUUCCCUCAAGAAAAGCCUCAAAUUUCUAUUGAAAGCAAUAAAGAAGAGCUCAUCCUACAGGAUAAAAGCGGCCUAAAUAAAUUUAAAAAAAUAGAGACUAAAGCUGAUGGAUUCACUGCGAGAUAUGCACAGAGCGAAGUUGAGAUCCAAAUAAAAGCAAAACAAACAGGAAAUGUAUUUACAGUUAAAACAUCCCAUGCACGCACUAAAGUGCCCAUUCCAUACGCACUCGGUCAUCUUAUUCUGGAUACUCUCGCAUAUGAUGCUCUAGAGUGCAAGCCAGUAGACACAAGCUCGCUUCGAUACCUGUGCUUAGAAAGAGCAAGGAAGCAUACAGCUCUGUAUGGCUCUGGGGUGCUUUUUGAGUCCACAGAGAAAAAAGUAAAACACUUUGCAAAGAUUCUCCUAAGGCAUGCACUUAUAGAAGAAAGCCCUGCUGGUGUUUUUAUCACCAAUCCAGGAAUGUGUGCUGCUACGCUGCUGUCAAGCAGUAUAAAAAAGAUAGAGCAGUUUACUAAAAAGCCCUCAGUCUGUGCACAGAAAACUGCACUAAGAAAGAACCCAGUGCGUCCAACUGAUAAGGAGCCUGCACAGACAAGCGAGCCUCUUCUACUAAUUGACAUACGAGAAAAGCGGUCAAGAGAGGACCCGUACUUCUUCCACACCUUUCUAUCACACGCGGGAGUCAAGGCAGAGACAAGAGUUCUUUCGAUUGGAGACUUUCUUUGGGCACACAUAAAGAACUCGCAGGAGCUUUACUGCAAAGUGCUAAUAGAAAGGAAAACAAUUAGAGAUCUGCUGCAGUCUGUAAGAGAUGGCAGAUACAGAGAGCAAAAAGAGCGACUGGUAAGCCUCCCAGGGCGCAAGAUAUACUGUAUAGAAGGCACACACUCUUUGGAAAAGUCGAUUACAAAAAUGAUAUAUACGGUAACAUACAGUCUUAUUGCAAGCAGGUUUAUGGUGAUUAAUCCACGAAGAGUGGAGGAAACUCUUUUCACCAUAGAGAAGAUCCACGGGCAUGUGGCAAAUGAAGUAAACACUGCUUGCCUGCAGGAGAAAGAAACAGAAAGAAGUGACAAGAAAGAAGAUGGUCUUUUUUUGCUUGAUAAUUUAUUGGCACGCCUGCAUAGAAAAAAACUCACAGACUACACAGAAACAGAGCAGUCUCUCAUUGUGCUGCAGGCGAUUAAAGGUGUUUCUCAAAGUGCAGCCAUUAAUAUUGUGCUUAAAAUAGGAAAAUUAUCUGAUUUAAUUAAAAAGAGCCAAGAUAGAUCCAGCCUUCUUGAAGAGCUGGCGGCUAUUCCUGGGUCCAAAAGAAAUAGGCAGCUUGGUCCCAAGAAAGCACAGAGCAUUCUACUCUCUCUUGGGCUUUAG